Messenger RNA from Monodelphis domestica (gray short-tailed opossum), 3618 nucleotides. It is a transcript of the gene PELI2, whose product is annotated as pellino E3 ubiquitin protein ligase family member 2. Gene Ontology annotation, biological process: regulation of Toll signaling pathway; protein polyubiquitination. Gene Ontology annotation, molecular function: protein binding; ubiquitin protein ligase activity. The record is from RefSeq and is a predicted model, not a curated record. NCBI's taxonomy places the organism in Eukaryota, Metazoa, Chordata, Mammalia, Didelphimorphia, Didelphidae.
GGGGGUAGGGGAGGCCUGGGGGUGACCGGUGAGGCGUUCGCUGCCCCACGUGCUCCGGAAGGGGGAGUCCAGGCUUCUUGGAGUCGCGCUCCGGGUUGCACUUUUAUUCGGGGGGCGGGCUCGGAGCGGCUACCUCUGGCCAGAGGCGGGGGUGGCUCCGCCGAGUCUCUGGUCGCUCCUCCCUCGCCCGCCUGCCCGCCUGUCUUCGCUCCUCUGCUGCGCUCCUCCUCUGGCUGACUAGUCGCUCGUCGUCCCAGUGCCUCGGCCCCAUCUCUCCAGGACUGUCGCUUGGCUUCGCGUUGAGGCCGCCUCUGGAGGAGCGCGGGGUUGGUCCGAAGUCCCAGCGGUGCGGGCGGGGAGCCCGGGAGUCAAGACGGAGCCGCUUGGGGACUGGCCGCCCCGCGGCCCCCUCGCCGCCGUCCCCUUCCCCAGUUCCCUGGUCCCCUUCUCCGUAUGGGAUUGUAGCCGCGGCGCGGAUCCGGCGGGGAUCGCGGAGGAGGAGGCUGCGGCUCCCGCGGGGCCGGAGCCGCUGGAGCCCGCAGAGGACGAAGACCAGGAGGACGAGGAGGGAGCCGACCGCGGUUCCAUGUUUGCCCCCGGCCCGGAGGACCCAUGCGCUCCCGGCAAAGAGCCGCGGAAAUACGGGGAGCUCGUGGUGCUGGGGUACAAUGGUGCACUUCCUAAUGGAGACCGAGGACGUAGGAAAAGCAGGUUUGCUCUUUACAAACGCUCAAAGGCUAAUGGAGUCAAGCCAAGCACUGUUCAUGUAAUAUCAACACCCCAGGCAUCCAAGGUGAUCAGCUGUAAAGGUCAGCACAGUAUCUCUUACACUUUGUCAAGAAAUCAGACAGUAGUGGUGGAGUACACACAUGAUGAUGAUACUGAUAUGUUUCAGGUGGGAAGAUCAACAGAGAGCCCAAUAGACUUUGUGGUAACAGACACAAUUUCUGGCAGUCAAAACAAUGAUGAAAGUCAGAUCACCCAAAGCACCAUAUCCAGGUUUGCCUGUAGGAUUGUCUGUGAUAGGAGUGCACCAUACACAGCACGGAUUUUUGCAGCAGGAUUUGACUCUUCCAAAAAUAUCUUUCUUGGAGAAAAGGCAGCAAAAUGGAAGAAUCCUGAUGGACACAUGGAUGGACUAACUACAAAUGGUGUUCUAGUAAUGCAUCCAAAAGGAGGAUUCACAGAAGAGUCCAAACCAGGAAUAUGGCGGGAAAUCUCAGUUUGUGGAGAUGUAUAUACACUGCGAGAAACAAGAUCAGCCCAGCAAAGAGGAAAGCUAGUUGAAAAUGAGACCAACAUCUUACAAGAUGGCUCCCUCAUCGAUCUUUGUGGAGCAACCCUUCUUUGGAGAACGGCCGACGGUCUCUUUCACACCCCAACUCAAAAGCACAUUGAAGCGCUACGACAAGAGAUCAAUGCCGCCCGACCACAGUGUCCCGUCGGACUGAACACGUUGGCAUUUCCCAGCAUCAACCAGAAAGAUGUGGUAGAAGAGAAGCAGCCUUGGGCGUACCUCAGUUGCGGUCACGUGCAUGGCUAUCACAACUGGGGACACUGUAGUGAUACGGAGGCCAACGAGAGGGAGUGCCCGAUGUGCAGAACUGUUGGGCCCUACGUUCCUCUUUGGCUUGGCUGUGAGGCAGGAUUUUAUGUCGAUGCUGGGCCUCCAACUCAUGCUUUUACCCCUUGUGGACAUGUGUGUUCAGAGAAGUCUGCAAAGUACUGGUCCCUGAUUCCAUUGCCUCACGGCACCCACGCAUUUCAUGCUGCCUGUCCUUUUUGUGCCACGCAGCUGGUUGGGGAACAGAACUUUGUAAAAUUAAUUUUCCAAGGUCCAAUUGACUGAUGCUAUCUACAAUAACAUCACUUUAACGAGUUACUGUGAAGAUUUUGCCACUAACUGUAGAUUUUGUCUUUUUUUUUUAAUAAUACUAUUAAGGGGUUUGAGGGGAAAUGGCAAUAGAGACUGGGAAAAGUGGGGUAACAGUAGUGACAGGUACCUGGAACUUGACAGAAAUCAAUGAUGUUACGUUUGCAACAGUUGCAUAUUCAUUGAAAUUUGUUUGAUAAGUAUAUUUGUUAUACUUGUGAUUAAAUUUUAAAAUAUCAUAUGCAUAUUAAUCUUGGGGUUUUUAACAAAGUUUUUUUCUUUGUAAAUUUUGACAAACCUCUAAAUAAUAUUUUGUUCACUAUUAGGAAUUUAACCAAAAGGCAUUUUAAAAAAAAUUAUUAAUUUGAAACCUUCAGUGUUUAGGAUAAGAUUGUAGAUUUAGAUUCAAAAGGAACUUAGAGGCCAUCUUGUACAGUUUCCUUAUUUCGCAGAAGAGAGAAUCCCCAAAGGAAUUGUUUUGCCCAAAUCAUAGAAAUAAUUAGCAACAGACACAAAAUUUAAACCUAGGCUUUCUGACUUCAAAAACCUAUGAAGCUCUUCCCAUAGCCCUGUGUUGUCUUCCCUGUGGAGGUUAGCUCAAGAAUUGUAAACAGUAUGUGGAAAAAUUUUUUAACCACAAGUAUGUAUCUGAUUAGGUUUUCAAAAGAGUUAUCUACGUCAAAGUGAGCUGGACCAGAUUAAAAUAUAAUACUUAACGAAAUCAAUAAAUAUACAAUAGAAUGUUGAUAUGCUUUUCUAAGUCAAUAUAUGACCUGCAGGGAUUACGUUGGGUUUCGUUGCUCCUGGUUCUAUAUAAAUUUGACACCAGUGUUAUUAUGAAAGAAAAAUGUGACAUUAAACCAGUUAACAUAGAGGAUUAUUUUGAUAUAGGAAAAUUUUGUGACCUAUUUUUCAUCAUAUAAAGUUAAGAAAGAAGAUUCAGAUGUAAUGGAUUUUUAAAUUUUAGUUUUUUAAAUUUAAUUGCUUUAUAAAGAUUUGUAGGUAACUUUUGACAUUUUGAACAAAGAAUUUUCCAUAACCUUUUGGACUGAAUCUUACAGUCUGCCACAGACCUUGCAUGCCUAGGAUUGUUUGAUUAAAAUGUAGCAUCUCAAAAUUCAUUAGCUAUGGGUUAUUAUUGCAGCAGGAGAAAUUUUUUGGAUACUAUAAUACCAAAUUUAUGCACAUACUGAAUCAUUUAUUGAGUUUUAAAAGUGAUUACAGAGAAGUUAUUUUUUUUAAAGCUCCCUUGCAUGUUUUUUGGACUUGGAUUUAUCCAACAUUAUGAGCAAAGAGCUCACCUCAUACUGUAAUGAAACAGUAGAUUUUGUUCACUCCACACCAUCUGUCACCUUCUGUUGCAGCUUGAGAAACACUGUAAGGUUUGAAAAUGUUUGCAAAUCAAGAUAAAUUUAAAUGUGAUCAUUUGAUACACACAACACUCAAUGGUGCUUCUGCAGAGAUCAUUUGAAAUGUCUGAUUUUAAGACAGCAAAUAAGUGUUUACUGAGGAAUAAUUAAAUUAGAAUUCCUUGUGAGCUCCAACAUCUCAUUCAGUUGACUUUAUUUAAUUGUGAAUAACAAUUCUAUGAUACCUCUGGUAACAAGUACAGAGACUUUCAGUCUAUCCAGGAUGAAAACGUUCAUUUGGGAGUAUAUUAAUAGCUAUCUGAAAGGAAAUAAAAAUCUACUCAAUGAACAUGUAUUGUAAACUCUAAAUUUUAUUAAAUUUGACUAUUGGAGCUU